UAUAGCUAUUAUGGUAAAAUCCAUUACCGUGUUGCGCGGGAGCAGGAAAAGUUGUGUAGGCUGCUUAGCUAGCUACGAAUAUAGUAGUACUUUGAGUGCCGUACGUCGCAAGAAGAAUGGCUCGAGAUUACAAACCUGGUGACCUGAUCUUUGCGAAGAUGAAGGGCUACCCUCACUGGCCUGCCAGGAUUAAUGACUACUCUGAUGGAGCUGUGAAGCCGGCCAACAUGAAGUUUCCCAUCUUUUUCUUUGGUACCCAUGAAACUGCAUUCCUAGGCCCCAAAGAUAUAUAUCCCUACCUGCCCAAUAAAGAGAAGUAUGCCAAGCCUAACAAGAGAAAGGGCUUCAACGAAGGCCUGUGGGAGGUUGAGAACAACCCAAAGGUGGAGCUGAAUGGAGAGAAGCAAAUGAUGCUGUCGGAUAACGUAACGGAAAAGGACUCUGACAGUAACCCGGAAGGGGACGAGGAGGGAGAUUAUCAGAAGAGGAAGAAACCCAAAGUGUCGGGGGCUGAGAGUGAGGCUGAACAGGAGGAGGAGGAGGAUGGGGGCAUGCAGGUCUCUGAACAGGGACAGCCCCAGGGCCGGGAUGACCCCACACCAAAGGAAUCUACAGACACUCCCAAACCCAAGAGAAGAAGGAAGAAAAAGAGUGAUGUAGAGGCCGACUCUGAGAAAGAGGGCGCUGCCAACAGUCCCACAUCCAGCCCUCAAGGUGGAGAGGGCCCCACUUCUAAGCGGCGAGGCAGGAAGACCAAAGCUGAGAAGAUGCUCCUACUCCAGCAGCAGGACCCCCAGGGCUCAGGCAGUGACAUGGACACUGCUGAGUCGGAGAGAAAGAGAAAGAGGACGCCGGAAGACAAGUCCAAGAGAGGAGAGGAGGAGAAGAGGCUGGACGGGAGGAGAAAGAAGGAAGACAACAAAGGGAGAGAGUUGGAGGGGAAGAAGGACCCUGAUGCUAAACGGAGGAGACAGACCAAAGAGGAGAGCUCCUCUGACUCAGAGGACCAGGAGAAGAACAAGGCGGUUGCGGGAGACCGCAAGCGGCAGCAGCCCACUCCGACCGAGACAGGGGACAAAGACGAUCGUCAACGACGCAAACAAGACGAGCAGAAAGAGCAAAACAAAGACGAUGGAAACAAAGUGGAUGAAAGGAAAGGAGACAAGAAGAAAGAGAUAUCGACAGAAUCGAGGCUGCAGAGGUUGCAUGGAGAAAUCAAAAUCUCCCUCAAGAUUGACAACCCAGAUGUGAAGAAGUGUCUGGUGGCGUUGGAUGAGCUGGGCAUGCUGCAGGUCACCACCCAGCACCUGCAGAAACACUCAGAGCUCAUUGCAACGCUCAAAAAGAUCCGGAGGUUCAAGGCCAGCCAGGACAUCAUGGACAAGUCCACCAUGCUGUACAACAAGUUUAAGAGCAUGUUCCUGCUGGGGGAAGGGGACCAGCUGCUCAGCCAGGUGCUCAACAAGUCCAUAGCAGAGCAGAAGCAGCAGGAGGAGGCCAGGAAGGGAGCCCAGAAGAAGGCUGAGCAAGUCAGGGAGAACAACACAGAUAACAAUAUGAAUGGCGACUCCAGUCCUGAUAAGAAGCAGGAGUCGGACAAGGAGAAGCCUGCUGAAGAGGCCUCUACAGGUGAUAACAGCAGUGCUGUGCUAGUUGCCGUCCCAUUUUCUAAUCCCUUUACCGGCAGUGUAGUGAAGGCCCAAGAGGAAUCCACCUGAUGAAGAAACAUCUGACUGACUAAACUGAAGGGGAUGUUGGUGCUGCUGACCUGCUCCGGAGUCCUGACCUGUGCUGAUCCCACCUGCACACACUAGUCCAAACACCACCAAUAAGAGGUUAACUCCUGUUGCUUUGACAUCAUGUCCCUCAAGUAGUACAAAUCCAGGCUCUUUUCUGGUCUGAACACCCACGUCUUAAACCCUACAGAGCAGUGUCUUCCAAAGUCCUAUUUUAGAUAAAAAAAUGUUUAUGAUGAAUGCAUCCACUAUGGCUGUUUUUAAACUGAUGGUAGUAAAAAGUGGUUCCAAAAGGAAGAUAUGUCAGUUUACUACUUGCAUAUCUAACCCAUCCCUGGCCUCACUUUGUUUGAACCAUUCUGCUAUGUGGUGAAAAAUUGACAGUAUCAUGUUUGAGAAGGUCAUUGCAAAAAUGGAGUGGGUCAAGGAAGCUUUAUAGUCUGUUUUAAAAUCACUUACCGUUUGACAUCGCAAGAUCUUUCAGUUCAACUCAAUUCUCUGAAUUAUACAAGAUAGAUUAAAUAUAUGGUAGUUACUGGUAGAGGAGUCUUUUACUUGUUAGUUUAGUCAAAUGUACUCGAUACUGACCAAUAUUACUCUGGGUAGGUGUACAUAUAUUUUUUUUAUGUUCUUGCACAGAAAGGAAAUACUACUCGUGUGCCAAAGUGUCUUUCCACUCGCACACCCAAGUUUUAAAUGUCUGUCUGUUGUAAGUCCUCCAAUUUGCUGACAUUGAUGUAAAUAAGAGUAUUUUUGUGCCUGUCUGAAAGCCUGUUUUGCCUCCUUUGUAAUAAAGCAUUGGUUCAAUAA
Messenger RNA from Salvelinus fontinalis (brook trout), 2546 nucleotides. RefSeq names its product PC4 and SFRS1 interacting protein 1a (gene psip1a). The transcript has 17 exons. The coding region runs from base 117 to 1718 and encodes 533 amino acids. Lineage: Eukaryota; Metazoa; Chordata; Actinopteri; Salmoniformes; Salmonidae. Gene Ontology annotation, molecular function: transcription coregulator activity; double-stranded DNA binding. The record is from RefSeq and is a predicted model, not a curated record. Gene Ontology annotation, biological process: regulation of transcription by RNA polymerase II. Gene Ontology annotation, cellular component: nucleus.